Messenger RNA from Gamsiella multidivaricata, 1587 nucleotides. RefSeq names its product phosphate transporter. NCBI's taxonomy places the organism in Eukaryota, Fungi, Mortierellomycota, Mortierellomycetes, Mortierellales, Mortierellaceae. Gene Ontology annotation, molecular function: phosphate transmembrane transporter activity. Gene Ontology annotation, cellular component: membrane. The coding region runs from base 1 to 1587 and encodes 528 amino acids. The transcript has a single exon. Gene Ontology annotation, biological process: phosphate ion transport; transmembrane transport. The record is from RefSeq and is a predicted model, not a curated record.
AUGUCCACCUAUAACGCAACCGCAAAGUUGGAUGCCAACCAGCUAAACGAGCGUCGUCGCGAGGCCUUGGCCAAGAUCGACAAUGCUGAGUUCGGCUGGUUCCACAUUCGUGCCUGUCUCGUCGCCGGUGUCGGUUUCUUCACCGAUGCCUACGAUCUCUUCGCCAUCAACUUGGUCACCCCCAUGCUGGGCAUGAUCUACUUCAACGGCCCUCUGCCCUCUGAUUUGGAUUUGGGCAUCAAGGUCGCCGCCUCCGUCGGUACCUUCCUUGGUCAGGUCGGAUUCGGUUACCUUGCCGAUCGUCUCGGACGCAAGCGCAUGUACGGUAUCGAGUUGAUGAUCAUUAUUGUUGCCACCCUCGCCCAGUCUGUCUCUGGAAACGGCUACGUCCUCUCUUUGCCCGCUGCCCUUAUCAUCUGGCGUGUCAUUGUCGGUAUCGGUAUCGGUGGUGAUUACCCUCUGUCUGCCGUCAUCACCUCCGAGUUCGCCACCACCAACCGCCGCGGUGCCAUGAUGGCUGCUGUCUUUGCCAUGCAGGGAUUCGGUUACUUGACCACCGGUAUCGUCGCCAUCAUUCUCCUUACCGCCUUCAAGUCCAGCAUCAUCGCCAACACUCAGAACCUGGAUUACGUCUGGCGUAUCCUCAUCGGUUUCGGAUGCCUCCCCGCCCUCGUUGCCGUCUACUUCCGUCUGACCAUCCCCGAGACUCCCCGCUAUGUCCUCGAUAUCGAGAACAACGUCAACAAGGCCGAGCGUGAUGUUGCCACCGUCCUUAAGGAGAACCGCAACCACCUCCAGUCUGAGGAUGAUGCCAACGAUGUCGUCGUCUCCAACCCCACUGUCGUCAAGGGCUCCUUCUCUGACUUCUGCGCCUACUUCUCCCAGUGGCGCAACUUCAAGGUUCUCUUCGGUACCUCCAUGGCCUGGUUCGCUCUCGAUGUUGCCUUCUACGGUAUCGGUCUCAACAACUCCUUCAUCCUGUCCUCGAUCAACUUCUCGUCCGUCAAGGGUGACAACUGGAGCACCUGCUGGAACGCCGCUGUCGGUCAGAUCAUCAUUGUCCUGUUGGGUGCCGUUCCCGGUUACUGGGUCACUGUCUUCACCAUCGAGCGUCUCGGUCGUAUCAAGAUCCAGAUCAUCGGUUUCGUCAUGUCCUGCAUCCUCUUCUGCGUCCUCGGUUUCGCCUACACCCAGAUCAAGAACUACUCCAUCGCCCUGUUCGUCUUCCUCUUCGCCGCCACCCAGUUCUUCCAGAACUUCGGACCCAAUUCGACGACCUUCAUCAUCCCCGGUGAGGUCUUCCCCACCCGCUACCGCUCGACCGGCCACGGUAUCGCAGCCGGUUCCGGCAAGUUGGGUGCCAUCAUUGCCCAGGUCGGUUUCUCUCAGCUCAAGGAUCGCGGUGGUCCCAACGCCUUUAUCCCUCAGUUGCUCCAGAUCUUUGCUCUCUUCAUGUUGAUCGGUCUCAUCGUCACCUUCCUCAUCCCCGAGACCAAGGGCAAGACUCUGGAGGAGCUCUCGAACGAGGACGACUUUGCUGCUCCUUCGCACAACCAGAACAAUGCCUUGUACGAUGAGGAGAAGUAG